This is a messenger RNA of Cololabis saira (Pacific saury), 2744 nucleotides long. RefSeq names its product fyn-related Src family tyrosine kinase (gene frk). The transcript is spliced from 8 exons. Gene Ontology annotation, biological process: cell differentiation; innate immune response; cell surface receptor protein tyrosine kinase signaling pathway. Lineage: Eukaryota; Metazoa; Chordata; Actinopteri; Beloniformes; Belonidae. The coding region runs from base 220 to 1794 and encodes 524 amino acids. Gene Ontology annotation, cellular component: extrinsic component of cytoplasmic side of plasma membrane. Gene Ontology annotation, molecular function: non-membrane spanning protein tyrosine kinase activity; ATP binding; signaling receptor binding. The record is from RefSeq and is a predicted model, not a curated record.
CCUGGGCAGAAAAGGAAUUCGCUCGACCGGGGUGGUGGUUUACCUACUGCUGGGUGUUUCUGAGGGCAAAGACCAGUCCAGAGAGCAGCUCUAACCCGCAGAGGGUUCAUCAAACCCAGCUCCCCCGCGGACCAUGAGCGGGUCCUGAGACCGGAGCGGAGCAGCUUUCCCCCCCGUGUUUAUUCUCACCAUGACCGGCUGAUCUUGCCGACCCCGACCAUGGAGAUGCGACAGCGGCUUUCCGCGUGCUGGGAGCGCUUUACCGGCUGUUUCCACAAGUCCUCCCCCGGGAAGCGGGCGGACAUAGUGAUAGUGAACCCGGGGACCGGGGACGGGGACCGGUCCUCCCCCAGCCCGGCCCCCGCUCCAGCCCCGGCCCUGGCCAGACCCCUGCCCUCGCCCCCCCCCGGGGGGGACCUGUACGUGGCCCUAUAUGACUACUCGGCCCGCACCGAGCAGGACCUGAGCUUCUCCGCCGGGGACCGGCUGCAGGCGCUGGACUGCAGCGCCGGGGACUGGUGGUUCGCCCGGGGGGUGACCGGGGUGUCGGCCCAGCAGCAGGGAUACAUCCCCGCCAACUACGUGGCGCCCGUGGAGAGCAUCGACGCAGAACCGUGGUAUUUCGCAGACACAAAGAGGGUGGAUGCUGAGAAGAUGCUGAUGGCCGACGGGAACCUGCAUGGAGCCUUCCUCAUCAGACAACGGGAGAGUGAGAAGGGACAGCUCUCCCUUUCAGUGCUGGAUGAUGGAAUAGUGAAGCAUUACAGGCUGAGAAAGACUGAUAAUGGUCAGUACUUCGUGACCAGGCAGCAGUCGUUUUUAACCCUGAAGGAGUUGGUGGAAUACUACUCCAAACAGGCUGCCGGCCUCUGCGUGCGUCUGGGUGAACCGUGCAAGAAGACGCUGCAGAUGGAAGCCCCCCAGACCUACGGCCUGUCCUACAACACCGUGGACCACUGGGAGAUUGACCGCAAGUCCAUCAAGCUGCUGAAGAAGCUGGGAGCCGGGCAGUUUGGAGAAGUGUUCGAGGGCCUCUGGAACGACACCACGCCCGUAGCAGUGAAGACCCUCAAAGCCGGUACGAUGGCCUCGGACGACUUCCUGAGAGAGGCUCAGAUCAUGAAGAGGCUGCGGCACGGGAAGCUGAUCCAGCUGUACGCCGUCUGCACGCUGCAGGAGCCCAUCUACAUCAUCACGGAGCUGAUGAAGAACGGCAGCCUGCUGGGCUAUCUCCAGAAGGACAAGGGCGCCACGUUGAGUCUCUCAGACCAGAUAGAGAUGGCGGCCCAGGUGGCCUCAGGCAUGGCUUAUCUGGAGCUGCAGAACUACAUCCACAGAGAUCUGGCGGCCAGGAACGUGCUGGUGGGGGAAAACAACAUCUGCAAGGUGGCCGACUUCGGCCUGGCCAGGGUUUUCAUGAAAGAAAACGAAGACGUGUAUGAGGCUAAAGAAGGAACUAAAUUCCCUGUUAAGUGGACGGCUCCUGAAGCCAUGCACGAGAACCGCUUCAGCAUCAAAUCUGACGUCUGGUCCUUCGGGGUCUUGCUGUACGAGAUCGUGACGUUCGGCCAGAUGCCUUACCCAGACCUGACGAACAUGCAGGUGGCCCAGAAGAUCACGCAGGGCUACCGGAUGUCGUGUCCCGCCAACUGCCCCAAAAUCCUCUACGCUGUCAUGGAAGACUGUUGGAGAGAAAACGAGAAGGACCGGCCCACGUUUGAAACGCUCCAAUGGAAGCUGGAGGAGUUCUUCGACAUGGACGUAAGCUCCUACGAUGACGCCGCGCGCUACUAGAACCGCCCAGGCUCCAGCUGGAAGUAUUAAACGCCGUCUAAAGAAAAUCACUCAAAUUAACAACGGUGGCAAAUGUAAUUCUAAAUUUCACUUGUGUUAAAAAAGAAGGAUGUUGACUCUUGACACGCAGAGAUGCCUGUCACCACGGUGACAGUGGAUUCCAACGUGCCUACUCAUGACUUGUUGGGCGCUCCGUCAGACGGAUGGCACGUCCUGGUAAUCUGGAGCGACCGGCUGCUCCGGUUUUAAAGCACGCAUUCUCCCCGGAGUAAGACUCAGGUCUAUUUAAGAGCUAUCAAGCAGCUCUUUUUUGUUUUGUUUUUAAGUUCUGCUGUCUUGGAAAGAAACCGGUCCUCCACCAGAGUCUCAAACUACCAAAUGUGUUCAAAGGUUUUGUGGAAAGAGAUGAGACCCGUGUUCCCAAAUGUGCAACAUGGAUGCCGAAUCAUGCAAAAAAAUGUGUUUCAGGGGUUAAAUGAUGCUUUUUAAAAAGGAAAAAACCUAAAGGACAUGGCUUGUUUUACUAAUGAAAGGUGGAGUGAAAUGAACACUGAUUGUGGCCCAGACACUUCAGCCUUAUUAUUGUCCACACUUUGGAAAUCCUUGUACUGUUGUUUUGUUUUCUGAUCUCCAAAUGUUCGACUCACAGGAAUGUUUCCCCUCACACCUCCCUCACUGAACACGUUUUUCCCGGCCGUGCACAGCGUGAUGACGCGAGUGUGAUCUCAGUUCUGUGGGAGGAACACGGUGCUUUCACUGCCGCUCCAACCCAAACGUCUGACAGCCCGACUGGUCCAGCCUGGUACUUUCUCAUGAUCUGUUGUGUGUUUUAUGUGAUGAACAAGUUUUGUUUUUGUUUAAUUGUAUAUUAGAACCAUGAAAGUGUUUAUAUUGAAUCUCAUUGUAUUUUAACUUAAUUAUCCAGCAUGAUUAAAUGAAUUUUCAUGUAG